This is a messenger RNA of Enterobius vermicularis (human pinworm), 165 nucleotides long. The record is from the annotation of a GenBank genome assembly. Lineage: Eukaryota; Metazoa; Nematoda; Chromadorea; Rhabditida; Oxyuridae.
AUGGAAUCAAUCGGAAUGUAUCCGCACCAACCUCGUACGCAAGCCACAUACUUAAUAGAACAGUCUAGAGAGAGAUAUGGGGAUUACUGGUCUGCUGUUAUAGUGACAAGUGAAGGAGGAUUUGCCAUGAGUUUGAUUGAAGGAGAAACGAAAAAUACAAGGUAG